Molecule: messenger RNA, 1128 nt
Organism: Cooperia oncophora
Lineage: Eukaryota; Metazoa; Nematoda; Chromadorea; Rhabditida; Trichostrongylidae
Source: the annotation of a GenBank genome assembly
AUGGUAUUUUCACCCUCAGCAGCACGAACGAUAGUUUCCAACUGUGCGUGUUCUGCCAAUGACGCACCUGACGAUAUGAUUAUUGGUAUGUGCUCUCAGAGGAAUAAUGUAGCGAUUAUCCAUAAUGCCGCAUUUCACCAAGCUCGGCCGAUUGACUAUCCAGAGGAAUAUAUUCGGCGGCUCUUACCGAUCUCAUUUCACAAGUUUGAAGAUAUCGAUCCGUACGAGGUGUACAUGGAGUACCUUUUUGAACCACCAGUUGUUCAACCAACCGGAACUGAGGAUGGGGAAACUUCACAAUGUGGUGCAUCAACGUCGUCUCCAGCUGAUUCUGUGUCACCGUCCGAAAGUGUUUCUGUGGAAGCCAAUGAAUGCUCAGGGAACAUGGGGGAAUCUUCUGAUGAUGACGACCCUCUUCACAUUGAUGAUGAGCUGCAGACUAACAUAUCACCUCUGCCGGUGCCAUCCUGUAUAAUGGGUUAUGCUGGUAGAUUGUAUGAUCCAUUGAAGAUAUUGUGGUUAAAACUACGAAAGUUAGGAUGUAUCGUGGAUGCAGUUCAGGUCAAACCUACUCGCAGGAAACUAAAAUGCAAUGUGGAUCGCUGUAUAUUCAAAGGUGGACCGUUUGAGAGUAUUCAGUUGAGCUGCACUCUUCCACCGAAUGUUGAACUUGCAAUCCGGUGGAUUUGUAUCUGUGUGUCGGAUAUAAGUCGUCAAAAUGACUACAUCAUCAAAUUCAUCAAUCUUCUCGAGAAAGGAAAAGGUGGAACUUUACCACCUACACAGAUUGCGUCACGUGAACAACUGAUUUCUUUCCCAUUUCGAGUUUGCAAUCGUCAUUUCUCCACAGAACCUGACGAAGGUAUUCCAGCAGUGCCGAAGUACCACCUUCCCGGGAAACUGCCGAUCUCCAGAGAGGAUAUGCUGUCGAAACUCCGUCGUCGCUAUAUAUUUUUAUCUGAAUUGGGUUAUGAAGAUCUUGAGAUAGAUAAAUUAGAGCCAAAUGGUGUUUUGCCUCGACCUUCGGAUGCACCGCUUUCGUGCGCUGUUCCUGGUUGGUUUUGUUGUUAUUUAAUCGGACCAUCGCGUAAUACAGAAGAACAAGUCGAAUUGAAAAAAAAUGGCUAG